Candidozyma auris is the source of this 3474-nucleotide messenger RNA. RefSeq names its product serine/threonine protein kinase. The coding region runs from base 1 to 3474 and encodes 1157 amino acids. The record is from RefSeq and is a predicted model, not a curated record. Gene Ontology annotation, molecular function: protein kinase activity; ATP binding. The transcript has a single exon. Gene Ontology annotation, biological process: protein phosphorylation. NCBI's taxonomy places the organism in Eukaryota, Fungi, Ascomycota, Pichiomycetes, Serinales, Metschnikowiaceae.
AUGCCGCCGGAUACGCUCAAAGUAAGAAGCAAGGCGGCCCACCCAACUACAGAGGUGUCGAUAUCGAGCAAUAUCACGCCUACGCUUCUGGCGUCGGAGGAGGGGUCGACCCCAUCAAGUCAGAGACAACUGCAUCUGAAACAAAGCACAAGCAUGGGCAUGGGCAUGGGCACGGGCACGGGCACAGGCUCAAAAAACAUGGAGACUGACGAGAAACCGCUUCGUCAAAAUCUUAUAGGCAAAGUGGCUAAUUUGCUAAAUCGUUCGAUCUCAAGAUCCAGAGAGAACUCGGUGUCGUCGAUGGCCUCGGCAAGCUCUUUGCCUCAUAUCGGCAGCCAUUCAGGGUUGGAUCCUGUGCAAACACUGAUACUGGAAAUUCCCUCCCCAGUAAGGCCUCGUCUGCGGUUGGUGAAGGAAACGAACCACGUUUCGUUGGAGUAUGACCCGAUAACCCGCAGAAAAGUGCUUAAUACUUAUGAAAUCAGGGGCGAAAUCGGACGUGGCGAACAUGGAAAGGUGAAGUUGGCUCGAGAUUUGACCUCUGGUGAUCUUGUCGCCAUCAAGAUUGUCAACAGAAAGAAUAAGAAGGAGCGCCAUUUAUUAAGCCACAGAGGCUCCAUUGCUGCUCCUAAUCAUCCAUACAGCAACUACGAAACGAAAAUUCGCCGAGAAAUUGCCAUUAUGAAAAGGUGUGACCACAAGUAUAUUGUCAACCUCAAAGAAGUUCUCGACGACCGAAGGUCCCACAAGAUAUACUUGGUCCUCGAAUACUUGGAGAAAGGGGAAAUCAAGUGGAAGCGUCUGACUCCUAUUGAGCAUCCCAAGCCGCUUGAUGCAUCAGAAGACUCCAACAUCCCAUGUUGUGAAUCGAACAGCGCCCGUCAUCCACCAGAUGCGGCUUCUUUGGACUAUAAUGAGUUGCUCACGGACAUCUACUCACCCAACUUAACAUUCAAGCAAUCCAGAAAGGUUUUCAGGGACGUCCUUCUAGGGCUCGAGUACCUUCACUUGCAAGGUAUAAUUCACAGAGAUAUCAAACCUGCCAAUCUCCUUGUUGGAAGCGACAACACCGUCAAGAUCAGCGACUUUGGUGUUUCGUUUGCAUCCUACUUGGGCAAUACCGGUGAAGGUUUUAGCAUGACAGAAGCGGAACUCGCCAAGACUGUCGGAACACCAGCUUUUUUUGCUCCUGAGCUUUGUCGUACUUCCAUCUCUGCAAGCAAUAGUACUAUAAAGAUGGAUGCUUUGGAGCCACUGACAUCAAACUCCGAUGGCGGAACCGAAACCCCUCGUAUCACGCACAAAAUUGACAUAUGGGCAUUGGGUGUUACUCUUUACUGCCUCCUAUUCGGCAAGGUGCCCUUCAACGCUGACCUGGAGUUUGCAUUAUUUGAUGUCAUCGUUAAUCAAGAUGUGAAAUUUCCUGAGAACAGACAUGCGUUCAAUUCGCCACAAGAGGUUAGUGAAGAAGAGUUCGAGCUUGCUAAGGACUUGCUCAAAAAGCUAUUGGACAAAAAUAGUGAAACAAGAAUCUCUAUACGUGGAAUCAAGGAGCAUCCAUUUGUUUUGAUGGAUUUAGAGGAUGACCUUGAUAAGCUCAAUGAGUUCUUUUUCAUCAACUCUCCGGAUACUUUUGCACCAUUCGACUCGUUGAGUAAAAGUCAAGAGAUCGGUAAAGAUGAGCUCGACGAUGCCGUCAUUGGCGUGGGAGCUCGCAUUCGUGGAGGCAUUCUUCAGGCUAUAAAGACAAAGGAUCCGGACGCUCUUCGCAAAGCCGCAUUAAAGAUGGAUUCGACAUCUUCAAGUGACGAGUCCACCAACUUGGCGUCUGGAUCACACGCCAAUUCAUUUGCGUUGAACUACUCCGCCAACCCUUCCCUUAUAUUGCUGGAAGCUGUCCAAACACCGCCCAUGGCAAGUUCGAAGUUACACACUUUUGAUUCCAAUUCAAACCCCAGAUCUUCGAUCACUACAGGUCAGCAAACUCCCGAAUCAUCUCAGCUUUCACGUCAGAAUACAGGUAGCCGUGCAUCUGUUGUUCUCAGUCGCAACAACCUACUCUUUCAAGACGUACUUGAAACGAACAGCUCGUCUUCAAGCAGAAAAGGUAGUGUCAAUGGUAUGCUGGAGGCACCACAGAUCGAAACAAAAAGAAAUGUUGGAGGCGAUCUUUAUUUAAAGAACCAGUCAGUGAUAGAUACCUUCAAAGGAAUCCAACAACUCGAUCAGAAGAGAAGAAAGUCCAGUGCAUUUUUACAGCAGAUAAGCACACCUUCAAGUCCACGACCUAGCAGAACAGAAUCUGUCAAUGGCACUGAAUAUAAGCAUCCGCUUUCUCAACCUCAAGCCAUUCCAUCUUCAUCAGACUCUUCGGUUCAAAGCAAAAUCAAAGUUGGUCCCAUAAGUAUUGAUAAGCGACGUGCUUCCUCAGUCAUCUCCUUACCUUUGACUGAGAGCUUUGCGUCUCUAGAUAGCUUCAAUGACGAAUAUUUGACUCAUAAAUAUAAUGAGUUCAGAAAGAAGAAACAGGCUGGGGCUUUGCCGGAGCCAGGAAUAAUCAAUUCCGAUCCAGCAUUGGGUGAAAAUUCUGAGGCGUUCAAGUCUAUCAAUGAAAAGUUUAGAAACUUUAAUUUGGGCUCGCUGAUGUCUGGUGCCAAAAACUCAAACGGCGCGAAGUUUAAUGAGGGUGUUGCCCCAAGAUCGAGGCUCCUGUCUUAUUCAACAGAGUCGAGGUCACUGGCAUCACAAUCUUACAGCAGCUGUAGCGGAAGUGGUAGCGGAAGUGACAGUGAAAGCGAUGAAGAAGCCGGGAACUUGACAUUGAAAUUUUCAUCUAAAGUGGCACCUCGGGGCCGCCCACCCUUCUUAUCGCUCAAUAACAGAGCUCAAUCGCACGACUCAAACUUGCCUGACCUAAUACAUCAUCCAAAUAAUAAUGUCUACGAUGUUCCAGUGGUUUUUCAAGACGACCUACUCGAAUUCGAGGACGUUCCAGAGAACUUGAUGGGUAACGUUCUGAAGGUCGCAAAUACAGACAUGACCCCGUCGAUCUCGCUCCUUUCGCAGGGUUCCACGUCCACGCUCACUAACGAUAAUGCUGAACAGCAUCAAAUCCUUCAAAUUCCUCCAAAGCAGUCAGUGCAGCAUUCGCCUUUGCGUAAUCAAAUCAAGAUUGACACUCUGCUGAACAGUAAUUCACGGGAGGACUUACAAGAAAAAGUGAAUAUGGCUAUCUCGAAUGUCCCCAAAACACCUUUGAGAACGGGUUACUUCAGAAAUCAUUACAAAAAAGAACCUGUAAACUCACCUUUCCCGAAAUCAAAGCAUCUUGAUACUGAUAAGGAGAGUUUUGUGAAGCGGAAAAUGAGAGAAGGCACAGAACUUAAAAGGCCCGUCUAUCAACGAUCUAACUCCAUUACUUUGGGGUUACUUCAACAUACCAGGCCUGAUCCUACUAGUGAGGAACCCUUAUGA